AUGUUACGGAGCAGAAGUACGGGUGGCGAUUACACUUGCCAAUUGUACUUUGAUCCUAGGGCCGAUGAGUCAGGCACAGGUGGUUAUUGGAUUACGGAUGAAGAGCUUCGCCAAAAAUUGGCAAACUUGAUCGACGCCAACGAAAAGAUCCAAAAAGCGUCCGUCUACAGCAAUCCGCUUCAUUCGUGGCAGUUGACAAACGCCAAGUCUUACCACGAGUUCCUUAUAAUGAAAACGAACAAUUGGUGGUGGUCAAUCGAGAAAAACAGCGAAUGCAUCACGAUUCAACGCUCGAAGAAACUCGAGAGUGUUCGUGACAUGUACCAAAGGAAGAAACGGACGACUGGCUUUGGUCCGUUGACAAAAAUCAGGAAGAAUGAAACGACAAAAGACGGCAAUAUAACAAUCAACGAACUCAUCAAUUACUUUUGGAGGACAGAUAUUUUGAACAAAGACUACCACGUCGUCAAUGCGAAUUGCAAAGACUUUGCUGCUAUGGUUUUUAACCGAAUCAAAUCGUUUGAAUGUCGGGUCUAUUUUGACGAGGCUGCCGAUCAACACGACAACGACAACAUUGCCGAUUCAACAAGUGGUUUCCACAUGACAGUGGAUAAAGCUCUUGAUGAAGUACGACGCUGUGGCGGUUCAGAGCCUUUUACUAAAAACUUGGAGUGUUACACGUUAAGAUUACCAUUCAGACAAUAUUUCUAUUCCCAACUAUGCGCAACGGUACUUUUACUAAGAGUCUUUUUUUCCGUCAUUUUUAUAAUUAAUCUGAUUUAUCGUGCUGUUCGCGAUGAUUACGAGAAAUCAAUUAUCGAAACAAAUGAAAGUUUAUCUUAUAACGAAAAGACUUUGCUUGCCCUCUGUUCCGCAAGUUUACUCAUAAUAAUUCCAAUUCUUUCUACUUGUGUUUUCUUCUUUUUGAUAUUCAUAAUUUACUUCAUUGAAUGGUACAUAUUUUGGAAAAAUCAAAUCGUCAUGAUUUUUGAAACGCAGGAGGGAACUUACUGGUCGUUGGAAGGAACAUUGUUUAUUCACAGGGCCAAAAAUAAAGACGUCCUUUUGAAUGAAUGUCAACGACAGCCACGAUGCACUUCGUUAAAAGACAAAGAUUCAGAGAUCGUCGUCGGAGAUUUAGAAUGGAAGAAUAUGAACGAGGUAAUGGAAUAUUUAUGCAAGAAAAAGAAGAAUAAAAAUGGCAUAUAUCUUAAUAUCUACGGCAUUAAAAGAAUAUCUUCAUUGUACAACAAAAUUAAAAAGAAACAGCGUAGAGAGUUAGUGGUUCAUGUUUAGCGCACAAUGAAAUUUCGCACAACUUGUUUACAUUCACCCGAAAAUUUCGUGUGCCUAUUGGCUGAAUAAGCAUCAGCAACAAUUCCGAUAUUAUUUCUAGCAAUAUUCUUUUUUUUCCCUCCUCCUCCCCUUGCCCUCCAUGGAUUAAAUGUCUAAUGAGAUCUAUGUGGUUCUGUUCCAACCAAAUGUCAAUUUUGUAGUUUAAAGGUGGUGAAUACAAAAUUAGUUCAAAAUCAA
This is a messenger RNA of Daphnia magna, 1533 nucleotides long. RefSeq lists its product as uncharacterized. The record is from RefSeq and is a predicted model, not a curated record. Bases 1 to 1296 code for a protein of 431 amino acids. The transcript has a single exon. Lineage: Eukaryota; Metazoa; Arthropoda; Branchiopoda; Diplostraca; Daphniidae.